Messenger RNA from Penicillium cosmopolitanum, 1500 nucleotides. Its product is annotated as putative MFS transporter. Gene Ontology annotation, cellular component: membrane. Gene Ontology annotation, molecular function: transmembrane transporter activity. The transcript is spliced from 6 exons. The record is from RefSeq and is a predicted model, not a curated record. Gene Ontology annotation, biological process: transmembrane transport. Lineage: Eukaryota; Fungi; Ascomycota; Eurotiomycetes; Eurotiales; Aspergillaceae. The coding region runs from base 1 to 1500 and encodes 499 amino acids.
AUGGGAGUCCCGUCAGAAAAACACGACCACCCGGUCCGCAAUGAUAGUGUGGAUGUUGACGUGAAGAAUGGGGUCAUCCAAGAUGGAAAGGCAGACGCAGCCUUGGAUUUUCUCCGCGCUGAGGAUAAUACCGAUGCGACGGAAGUGAAUGAGAAGGCCCUCGUUCGCAAGAUUGACUGGAUGAUUAUGCCGCUCAUGUGGGCGGCAUAUAAUCUCCAAUAUCUAGACAAAGUACUCAUCAACUAUGCCUCGGUGAUGGGGCUGUUGACCGAUACAAAUAUGCGCACCAAUGAGUUCUCUGACCUGACCUUGGCCUUCUACGUGACAUACCUCGUCUUCGAAUUACCCACUGGUUUUCUCAUGCAGCGGCUACCAACAGCGAAAUAUUUGGGACUAAAUGUCACCUUGUGGGGUCUGAUGACCACGUUGAACUGCACCGCGAAGAAUUUCGGAGGAUUGAUGACUCUCCGGGUGCUGCUGGGAUGUUUCGAAAGCUCAUCCUUAUCACAUCCAUGUGGUACAAACGAAACGAACAACCCAAACGAAUGGGAACUUGGUAUCUCAGGCACAGGAACCGCCUCAAUAAUGGGUGCACUAGUCGCCUACGGCCUCCUCUUCUACACAAACGACCAAUUCAAAUCCUGGCAAAUAAUGUUCCUAAUCUUCGGCCUAAUAACCAUCGUCGUAGGAAUCUGCAUCGUCAUCUUUCUCCCAGAUAACCCCAUGACAUCGCGCCUAACCCACGCCGAAAAGGUCCUCGCCAUCGAACGCCUCCGCGAGAACCGCACAGGUAUCGAAAACAAGCAUUUCAAAUGGCACCAAUUCGUCGAGAUAUUCCGUGAUCCGCAAACAUACCUGAUCGUCAUCAUCGUGGCCUCAAUGAAUAUCUCCAACGCAGCCGUGAGCAGCUUCACCUCACUCAUAAUCAAGAACAUCGGUUUCACGACGAAGGAAACGGAGCUCUUGAAUAUCCCCAAUGGAGCAGUGAGCAUCGUCAGUAUCGUGACGGCCUCAUACUGUGCCUCGCGAUAUGAUCAGCGCUGUCUCUGCGUCAUCGCUUCGCUGACAAUCGGUCUACUCGGCGGCUGUCUCCUCGCCUUCUCGCCAAAGGAUAUGAAAGCAGCCCAGUUAGCAGGUAACUACCUAACGCAAGUCAUCGGGUCCGCCUUGCCAAUAUUGUACUCCCUCGCCGGCGCCAAUGCCGCCGGCCACACAAAGAAAAUCACCAUGAACGCCAUUCUCUUAAUGGCCUUCUGCCUGGGUAAUAUUCUGGGCCCGCUCACGUUCCGCACGAAGGACGAGCCGAAUUACAUCCCUGCGAAAAUUGCGCUUGUCGUUACCGUGGCGCUGGCUAUUAUAUUUGCGUUUUUGUUGCGCUUCUAUUAUGGGUGGGAGAACCGGCGCAGAGAUGCGCGCCAUGAGGGUGAGGUGCAUCAAGAGAAUUCGGAAUUCUUGGAUUUGACGGAUCGGCAGAAUCGGGAAUUUAGGUAUAAGCUUUGA